UUCUAAUGUAGUACAGUACUAUUAACUUUCAAUACCAAUAUGGCUUCUUCUUCUUCUACCACCAAAGUGUCUUUGAAGCUUCUUAUAGAUACAAAGAAUGAGAAAGUUCUCUUUGCUGAAGCUUCAAAAUCUGUAAUAGACUUUCUGUUCAAUUUGCUAUGCUUGCCAAUUGGCACCGUGGUUAAGCUCCUAAGCACAAAUGGCAUGAUUGGUAGUUUAGGAAAUCUGUAUCAGAGUGUUGAAAACCUCAACCAAAAUUGCAUGCAACCAUUUCAAACGAAGGAUGUCUUGCUAAACCCAAGAGCUCAAAGCUUUUCAACUGAAAUCUCAGGCUUCCUUACCCAGAAUGAAGACGUUGAUGACGAAGAUGAAGGAACUAAGUUAUACAUGUGUCCAAAUAAGUGUAAAUUUGAGGUAACAAAUGAUAACACAACUCGUUGUACUGCCCUGUCUGCCAAUGACCAUUCUCAUAUUUUUGGGUCUAGUCCAGUAUACUGCCCGAACACUAUGAGCAGUGAAGUUUCUUAUGUUGGAAAAAGGAAGGUUGCUAAAAAGAGAGUUUCCAAUAUUAAGAGUGGGUUUGUGAAAGAUAUUAUAAUUUUUAUGGUGAUGGAUGAUUUAGUGAUUCAGCCCAUGUCACACUGUUGAACAAAUUCAAAGUGAAAGAGAUUGAAACCUUGCAAGAAAAGGUUGUUGAGAUGGGAAUAGAUGAGGGUAUCAAGUUGCUAAAGGCUUCUCUGCAAUCCAAAAUGGUAUUGACAAGUGUUUUCCUCAAGAAGGAAAAUUGAUAUGCAAGGAAUAAUGUCUCAUUUAUCUUCAAAAUUAAUGUUAUGAAGUUAGCUAACAGAACAUGGGAUUUUGGUUUUCUUCUUCUUC
Molecule: messenger RNA, 876 nt
Organism: Medicago truncatula (barrel medic)
Lineage: Eukaryota; Viridiplantae; Streptophyta; Magnoliopsida; Fabales; Fabaceae
Exons: 2
Coding region: 40-648 (202 amino acids)
Source: RefSeq, a predicted model, not a curated record